Messenger RNA from Aspergillus wentii DTO 134E9, 1647 nucleotides. Its product is annotated as FMN-dependent alpha-hydroxy acid dehydrogenase. Gene Ontology annotation, biological process: lactate metabolic process. Gene Ontology annotation, molecular function: heme binding; L-lactate dehydrogenase (cytochrome) activity. The record is from RefSeq and is a predicted model, not a curated record. The coding region runs from base 1 to 1647 and encodes 548 amino acids. The transcript is spliced from 9 exons. Lineage: Eukaryota; Fungi; Ascomycota; Eurotiomycetes; Eurotiales; Aspergillaceae.
AUGAUGCUACGACUAUUCUCGCGUUCCAAAGGGACUUGUUCCUUUAUUCGACGGCAGGCUGUGUCGGUUAAUCCAUAUCGACGGGCGGCUUUCCACAAGAAUGCCGCGUGUAAGCGUUUUUCGAAUGGACGAGGAUUGUCUAACUGGCCCGUCAAGUCAUUCUGGGGAGCUUUCGUAAUAUUGAUUGGUGCGGGAUUAUACCAGCAGUUUCGAGGGUUGGAAUCAACGGGCAAUGAGAGAGGCGAACACGAGAACAGACAGAAACUCAUUCCUUAUGAGGAAGUCCAAAAACAUAUAACUGAAACGGACUGCUGGGUCAUUAUAAAUGGCCUCGUUUACGACGUAACCAACUUUUUACAACACCACCCUGGAGGGCGACAGGCUAUUCUGGCAGAAGCUGGCAAGGAUACUAGUAAACUAUUUUCCAUGCUUCAUCCCCAAGAUGCUUUGAAUACUCUCCCACCCGAAAGUUGCCUAGGCCCAGUAGACCCGGCAACACUACCAAGAGAAGAAAUUCCACCUACAGAGGCGGAUAUACAAAGACAAGCUGCUAGGGACGAAAUGCCCAUGGUAGAGAACUUUCAUCUCCUCCAAGACUUCGAGACAUGGGCUGAGCGUGUUCUGAGCGAGACGGCUUGGGCGUACUAUCGCAGUGCGGCAGAUGAAGAGAGAACUUUGCAUGAAAACCAAAAAGCCUUUCAAAGAUACUAUUUCCGCCCUCGAGUCCUCCGCGACAUGAGCUACGGAACGACCGAGACAACGGUCCUGGGAAUUCCAUCUGCGAUGCCGGUAUUUAUCUCUCCAACGGCAAUGGGUAAGCUGGGACAUCCUCUUGGGGAAAUAAAUAUAACCAAAGCUGCUGGGGAGUAUGAGAUUGUGCAGAUGAUAUCCUCCAACGCAAGCUGUGAUCUGGAAGAGAUAUUCAACGCAAGCAAAGAAAAUCAGCCUCUCAUAUUCCAGCUGUACCUCAACAAAGACCGAUCCGCGUCGGAAACUCUCAUCCGGAAAGUAGAAGAGCUUGGCGCGAGAGCGAUUGUAUUUACUGUUGAUGUAUGUUGGGAGUCCAAACGGACACUCGACGUACGUACCAAAGCAUCAAUGCGGAAAUCCACAUCGCCUUCAGAGAAACCCACGACAAACCUUGGAGUUGCACAGGAGAUAGGCGGAUACCAGGAUCGGAAUUUAACGUGGAAAGAUAUUUCAUUCAUAAGAAAAAACACCACCCUCCCUAUCAUCGUCAAGGGAGUACAAUGCAUCGAAGACGUCCAGCUCUGUGUAGACUACGGUGUAGAAGGCGUCAUCAUAUCCAACCACGGAGGCCGCCAAGCAGACUACGCCCCCGCCCCAAUCGACAUCCUAUACGAAAUCCGCACUCACCGACCAGACCUGUUCAGCAAAACCGAAAUCAUGAUAGAUGGGGGCAUACGAUGCGGGGCGGACGUGGUCAAGGCACUCGCGAUGGGCGCUAAAGCCGUUGGUGUUGGUAGACCGUUUCUGUACGCGAAUGGGACGCAUGGAGAGGUGGGGGUGGGAAGGGUUAUUGAGAUAUUGUAUGAGGAGAUAACUAAUACGAUGCGUAAUAUUGGCGCGAGGAGAGUGGAGGACUUGAAAGCCGAGAUGGUCGGGCCUGCUGGGCCUUGGAUAUGA